Molecule: messenger RNA, 2085 nt
Organism: Camelina sativa (false flax)
Lineage: Eukaryota; Viridiplantae; Streptophyta; Magnoliopsida; Brassicales; Brassicaceae
Product: amidophosphoribosyltransferase 2, chloroplastic
Biological process (GO): purine nucleobase biosynthetic process
Molecular function (GO): amidophosphoribosyltransferase activity
Source: RefSeq, a predicted model, not a curated record
CCAAAUUGAACCCAUCAACAAAAAAAAAAAAACGAAUUUAUCAGAAAGAAGAAAAAAAAAAACCUAAAAGAGCAAACUUUAAUUUUUGUUUCCGCCACAAACCUCAAAAAUCCUCAAUCAUCAUCAUCAGUCAUCAACAUCCAUGGCGGCCACCUCUAGCAUCUCUUCUUCCCUCUCUCUCAAUGCUAAACCCAAUAAACUCUCUAACAAUUCCAACAACAACAAGUCUCACCGUUUCCUCCGUACUACUCCCUUCCUUAAACCCUCUUCCUCCUUCUCUCCUCUAUCCUCUUCUUCUCCCUCGCUUCCGCUUAAGGUUUCUUCAAACCCUCUUACCCCUUUGGCGGCAGACAACGAUGACUACGACGAGAAGCCUCGGGAGGAGUGCGGAGUUGUCGGAAUCUACGGCGACUCUGAAGCUUCACGUCUCUGUUACUUAGCUCUCCACGCGCUUCAGCAUCGUGGUCAAGAAGGUGCUGGUAUUGUUACCGUUAGCAAAGACAAGGUUCUUCAGACCAUUACUGGUGUUGGUCUUGUCUCCGAGGUUUUCAGCGAGUCCAAACUCGACCAGUUACCAGGAGACAUCGCCAUCGGUCAUGUCAGGUACUCCACCGCUGGCUCUUCCAUGCUCAAAAACGUUCAGCCUUUCGUCGCUGGUUAUCGAUUUGGCUCUGUUGGUGUUGCUCACAAUGGCAAUCUUGUUAAUUACACGAAAUUGAGAGCUGAUUUAGAAGAGAACGGUUCCAUUUUCAACACUAGCUCUGAUACUGAGGUUGUGCUUCAUUUGAUUGCCAUCUCCAAAGCUAGACCCUUUUUCAUGAGAAUCGUUGAUGCUUGUGAGAAGCUUCAAGGUGCGUAUUCUAUGGUCUUUGUUACCGAGGAUAAGCUUGUUGCUGUUCGUGACCCUCAUGGGUUUAGGCCUUUAGUUAUGGGUAGGAGAAGUAAUGGAGCUGUUGUGUUUGCUUCCGAGACUUGUGCGCUUGAUUUGAUUGAAGCUACUUAUGAGAGAGAGGUUUAUCCUGGUGAGGUUUUGGUUGUUGACAAAGACGGUGUCAAGUGUCAGUGUCUUAUGCCUCACCCUGAGCCUAAGCAAUGCAUUUUCGAACACAUUUACUUCUCCUUGCCUAAUUCGAUUGUCUUUGGUCGGUCUGUGUAUGAGUCUAGGCAUGUGUUUGGUGAGAUAUUAGCUACUGAGUCACCUGUUGAUUGCGAUGUGGUGAUCGCUGUGCCUGACUCUGGCGUUGUGGCUGCUCUUGGUUACGCUGCUAAAGCUGGUGUAGCGUUUCAGCAAGGUUUGAUUAGGUCUCAUUACGUUGGAAGGACGUUCAUUGAGCCGUCUCAGAAGAUCAGAGACUUUGGUGUGAAGCUGAAGCUAUCACCAGUCCGAGGAGUUUUAGAAGGGAAAAGAGUCGUUGUUGUGGAUGAUUCGAUCGUUAGAGGAACAACUUCGUCCAAGAUUGUGCGUUUACUGAGAGAAGCGGGAGCUAAAGAGGUUCACAUGAGGAUCGCGAGUCCACCUAUCAUCGCAUCUUGUUACUACGGAGUGGACACACCUAGCUCAAACGAGUUGAUAUCGAAUAGGAUGAGUGUUGAUGAAAUCAGGGAUUACAUAGGAUGUGACUCCCUUGCGUUCUUGUCGUUUGAGACGUUGAAGAAACACUUGGGGGAAGAUUCUAGAAGCUUCUGCUACGCGUGCUUCACCGGGGACUAUCCUGUUAAGCCCACUGAGGAUAAAGUGAAGCGAGGAGGAGAUUUUAUAGAUGAUGGUCUCGUUGGAGGAAUCCACAACAUUGAAGGUGGUUGGGUUCGGUAGAUAAGCUGAUGUGAUGGGAGUUCUGAUUCUGCAUUUAUGAAUACAAUUUUGGGUACUAAUGGAGAGUUAUAUGAUGACGAAAAAAAAUCAAAUCUUGUUGAAUUUUGUGAUCCAUUCGACCUUAAUUGCAGCCACAUUUUACUGUUUUAUUCACUAUUCAGUCUUGGAUGGAUAAAAGUGUUGUUCUUGUCUGAAUCUUUCUUUGUUUUCAUUGCAACUUACUACUACAAAGCAGAGAGACCUCUGUAUACUAAAAAAAUUUGAUUCGGUUA